Messenger RNA from Aureobasidium pullulans EXF-150, 651 nucleotides. RefSeq lists its product as uncharacterized. The record is from RefSeq and is a predicted model, not a curated record. The coding region runs from base 1 to 651 and encodes 216 amino acids. Gene Ontology annotation, biological process: regulation of DNA-templated transcription. Gene Ontology annotation, molecular function: DNA-binding transcription factor activity, RNA polymerase II-specific; zinc ion binding. Lineage: Eukaryota; Fungi; Ascomycota; Dothideomycetes; Dothideales; Saccotheciaceae. The transcript is spliced from 3 exons.
AUGGUGGAUGGCACGGAAAAAUAUCUUACUCCCGCCAAUCGCACUAGAAAUGGCAAGCUCUUGGUUCCAGAUGCGCCUGCUGCGGUGCCUCAGGUAGUGGUGCAUCCUGUGGUAGCAACUCGAGCAACAGAUCAAGCAGCACCCCCUGCGCCAGCACCUCGAGCAGCAGCCCCUCGAUCAAUACCACGAGCAAGAGCUUAUAUGGCAGCAAGCCAAGCAGAAAUCGACCCGGGCCUUAUAGCGUCUAGCCCGAGCCUGCAGAACCAGGAGCAAAACCAGGAGCAGAUCCAGGAGUCGGAACCGAGGGGAAAGAAAAAGCCCAUCGUACUCACGGGCUGCAGGGCUUGCCACCUACGCAGUAUCAAGUGUAAUGGCGACAGACCUUGCCUCCCCUGCUCGCACUCAAACGUGUCCUGUACCUACGACAAGACCAUGGUGAACGGCGAACCUAUGUAUCUCAGAGAUGAUGGCCACACAAGAAACGGUGAGCUCGUCGUCCCGGACUACGACCCGAGCCUGCCCACCGCCACACUGUAUUCCUGGCGCUCAGCUUCUGGUGCUCGUGCAGCUGAUUUCGAUGUGUCGGUUGACCCGUUCCCUGUUGGCGAUACCUAUCAAGAUGAGGAGGAAGAGAUUCAGCAGAACGAGUGA